Molecule: messenger RNA, 1444 nt
Organism: Marasmius oreades (fairy-ring Marasmius)
Lineage: Eukaryota; Fungi; Basidiomycota; Agaricomycetes; Agaricales; Marasmiaceae
Exons: 2
Coding region: 18-1217 (399 amino acids)
Biological process (GO): vacuolar transport
Source: RefSeq, a predicted model, not a curated record
CAGCCACAUUCAACGCCAUGGCCUUCCCCCACUCCGGCCUUCUCCUCGUCGCCGUCCUCCUUCUCAAGGCAAAUGCUAUACCCACAGAAAAGCCCUGCACAAUCCAUGAUCCAUCAACUAGUGAUUACUUCGAUUUAAACCCCCUCAAAUCCAACACAGACUACAAACUCACCACACCCGGCGGUCACAAUUUCUACCUCAACGUCUGCCGUGGCGUUAACACUGACCUCUGGGGUCUCGAUGAUCCCAAUAUUGGUGGAUUUAUCCGUAGGGAUCAUGGAGACUUUUCUGUAGGUCUCAGCAACACGACACUUCUCAUCAGCGAAGGAAUUCCCAAAUUGCGUAUGGGCAAAGGAGGCAAGUGCGUCUCGGGUAACGGUGAGGAGACAGGUGAUUUAGCGGAGACAGUUGUAGAGUUCCAGUGUGAUCGGAGCGUAUUUGGGAGGGGGGAGCCAAGGUUGAGAGCGCAAUUACCCUUGGAGGAUGAGAAGGCUUGCGCAUUUUUUGUAGAGUGGAGGACUCAUUUUGCUUGCCCUACAGGUGAACCCGGUGGCCCAUGGGGCUUCCUCACCUUCAUCGUCAUCAUUAUUCUCAUCUUUCUCAUGCUCUACCUCCUCUUCGGAACACUCUAUAACCGAUACGUCCUCCGUCUCCGUGGAUUCGAUCAAUUACCCCAGUUCUCAGUCGAAGCGUUCAAAUAUCACGCUUCCGAAGCACUUGACUGGUUCAAAGACUUUAUGAGUAAAGGCUACGAGGGCACACAAAGGGGAUCUACAAAUCCCGUCAGUCAUCAGGCCGGUGUGGACGUUGGUACCGGUUCCGGUCGAGAUGCAGGUGGAGGCGGACAGAGCGUUGGGGGAUUCCUACGCCCUGCACCACAACGUCCUGUACCACAUCCUUCCACGAACCCUGUCAGUCACCACACCAACACGACCACAAACUUCACCCCAAACUCCAGCUCUCAGCCUAUAUCACCAGCACCAGCUUCUCCAUCAUCUCCCCCGAAGAAAAAAGACAAGGACACUGGUCCAGCAACUUCCGAAGAACGCACAUUUAUGCUCGGUGAUGUCGAUGAAGACGAGGACGAUCACAGUGUUGGCAGUCCCAAUCCCAACCCCAACUCUCAUCCUACUGCGCCACCUCCUCAGACAGCAGCACCUCCGAAUCCGACAACACAGGGUGACGGACACGGUGAAGGAGGCGCUAUUCGACUUUGACCUUUGGAAGGCAGAUCCGAGUUUUUCGUAUUUCGGCUCUCGUCUUGGACUGUGUGUACUGUACAUGCAACCCAUCCCUGGUUAUUUCAUUCAAUCUUUCAGGGUUUUUUUUUCACAUAUUAGGGGACGAAGUGUCAGCAUGAAUGGUGGUCAGAUCUUUACAAGAUUAAACCUGUACUUACAAGUAAUUAAGUAACAAAAUACCCUUUCGUUCGAGUUGUCCUGUC